AUGGAUGUGCCUGUAUUGAACAAUGAACAUGACCCUGAAAUUGUACAAAUUGAAUUAGAGGACAUUCAAGAGGAGAUUUCUUACUGGGAAUCUGCGAUUCUUUGUUAUGUUCUUGGGGCAAACCCACCCCAAAAUGUUAUGGAGGGGUUUGUUAGACGAAUCUGGGGGAAGCUUGGGGUGGACAAGGUAGCCCUGGUAGGACGAGGCAUGUUUUUAGUAAGGUUUACUACGAUGGAGAAUUGUCAGAAGGUGAUCAAUGGGGGAUUUCAGUUUUUUGAUGGAAAACCUGUCAUCUUGAAACCAUGGAAUGCUGAUAUGGACAUUUCUAAGGACCCUGUUAAGAAAUUACCAAUCUGGAUCCAACUUCCUAAUCUUGAGGUUAAGUAUUGGGGAGAGAAGAGUCUGUCGAAAAUUGUUAGCCAGAUUGGGACAAUGAUCAAGGUGGAUCAGGCUACCCACAACAGGGAUAAACUUAUGUUUGCCAAGGUGUUAGUGGAAGUGAAUAUUGAUCAACAAUUCCCUGAAGUAAUUAGGUUCAGAAGUGAGAUUGGGAGGAUGAUUGAACAAAGGGUGAUCUAUGAUUGGCUGCCUAUUUCUUGUUCCAUUUGCAAAGGAAUGGGACAUACUAGUAAUGCUUGUACCAGGAGAGCCGCAUUGGCAACACAGAGAGUUUGGAGACCCAAAGCUAUCCAACCUGUGGCACAUCUUGUAGCACAACCUGUGACACACCCUAUGACACAACCAGUAUCUGUGUGUGAAACACAAACUAUGAUAGACACCACCCCAAGGGGGAUCACACAAGCAGCUAGGUUCAGCAAACAAAAGAAUCAGCAGCUGAAACCAGUCUAUACUGCAAACAAGUAUCAGUUACUUUCUGAAGUAGAUGUGGAAUAUGACAAUGGAGAAAUUCCUAAUGGUGAAGAGAAUCAGUUUCAAAGAAGUCCAGUAGGUAGGGGGGUGGCAGCCCCUAAGCCUAAUGGAUAG
Spinacia oleracea (spinach) is the source of this 984-nucleotide messenger RNA. RefSeq lists its product as uncharacterized. The transcript has a single exon. The record is from RefSeq and is a predicted model, not a curated record. Bases 1 to 984 code for a protein of 327 amino acids. NCBI's taxonomy places the organism in Eukaryota, Viridiplantae, Streptophyta, Magnoliopsida, Caryophyllales, Amaranthaceae.